AUGACUUCUAAUAAUAUAGAGGUCCUCGUUCAGAGGUUGAGCUCUGCAGACACUGAUCUCAAACUCAAGGUCGAUGCUGCCGUUCAAUUGCGCGAUGGCCUCGAGCAUUACAUCACCGGUCCCAUAUAUCCGGCAUUCUUAAGGAAGCUCAUGCCAAUUUUUAUAAAUUGCUUGAAGGGUCCUCCUGUAUUUAUUAGCACUAAUUUAGAGCAGAAACUUCGAUGUUGCGUCCUGGAGAUACUUCAUCGUCUACCAACGAACCCCCCGGAAUCAUUCGAGCCAUAUGCGGUGGAAGUGGUGGAUCUUUUGAUAAGUCUAGUCCGAAUAGAUAACGAGGAAAAUGCUACGCUAUGUGUCAAGACCAUCAUGGACAUCAUGCGAAGUCAGACCAAGGUUUUGCAAGACAAAGUGCAGACGUUUCUCGGUCUCAUUCAAGAUCUUUUUGACCAGAUGGAUUCGGUUGUUCGUGACCAACUCGAUAAUGUAGCCACCGGAUCUAACCCCUCUGGUGUUCCGUCCACACCUGGAAGUUCGCAGACAUUUCAGAAUUCCCCUCGGCCUGGCUCGCCUGUUACCACUGGAGACAUCGGUCAAGAUCCACAACAGCAGACGCGCAAACUACUGAAAGGGAUGCAGUCAUUCAAAGUCCUUGCUGAAUGUCCCAUCAUUGUCGUAUCGAUAUUCCAGGUUUAUCGCAAUUCCGUGCCUCAGAAUGUCAAACUAUUUAUACCGCUCAUCAAAAGCGUGCUGUUACUCCAAGCCAAACCACAGGAGCAAGCUCAUAUUGAAGCAGCGAAAAGAGGUACAAUAUUCACAGGUGUUAGUCCGGAUAUCAAGAAUCGAGCGGCUUUUGACCAACUCCUUGAUGAAAGGACACUUAUCGGCGAUGGCUUGACUGUGUAUGAAACGAUGCGACCCCUGGCCUACAGCAUGUUAGCCGACCUUAUUCAUCACGUUCGAGAUGCAUUGGAACCCGGCCAGAUUCGAAAAACAGUUGAAGUUUAUACUCGGAACCUACAAGAUAGUUUUCCUGGGACAAGCUUUCAAACUAUGAGCGCAAAGUUAUUACUCAAUAUGGCUGAAUGUAUUGCAAAAAUGCCUAGCAAGACAGAUGCUCGCCACUAUCUAAUAAUGAUACUUAAUGCCAUUGGAGAUAAGUUUGCAGCCAUGAAUCGCCAGUAUACCAAUGCAGUCAAGCUUUCAAAGCACUAUUCCCAGCAUACAAUCGACGCUGCCCCCGAAAAUUAUUUAGCAGACAAGGAUAACCCACCAGACUGGGACGAGAUUGACAUUUUUUCGGCAAUGCCUAUCAAGAUUUCGAAUCCUCGUGAUAGGGGCGCAGAUCCAGUAGCCGACAACAAAUUUCUGUUCAAAAAUCUUAUGAAUGGCCUGAAGAAUACAUUCUACCAAUUGAAGGCCUGCAACGGAGGUUCCCCAAUUGAGCUAGCGAAUGCUCCUCCACAUUGGGCAGAGGUGUCACCACGGAAACCUGCGACAGAAUCGCAAUACUCGUCCCCUGUUGAAUUCAUGGCAAACCAUUAUAUGGUAUCUAGCAGCAAGGAGGAAAAGGAUCUCCUUGAAACUUUUGCCACAGUCUUUCAUUGUAUAGAUCCGGCCACAUUUCACGAAGUAUUUCAUGAAGAAAUACCCAAGCUUUAUGAAAUGAUCUUUGAGCAUACAGCUCUUCUCCAUGUUCCUCAAUUCUUCCUCGCUAGUGAGGCAACUUCACCAAGCUUCGCCGGAAUGCUAUUACGAUUCCUUAUGGACCGCAUUGAUCAAGUUGGUACCGCUGAUAACGAGCAGGUUCUAUUGCCACACGUUGUUAACAUUGUGACAAAGUCCAUCGAGCUUUCGACUACUGCCGAGGAGCCCUUGAACUAUUUCUUACUACUGAGAUCACUUUUCAGAAGUAUUGGAGGUGGAAAAUUCGAACAUCUUUACAAGCAAAUUUUACCUCUUUUGGAAAUGCUACUAGAAGUCCUCAAUAAUUUACUUAUGGCUGCUCGCAAACCAGCAGAUCGGGACCUUUACGUAGAACUUUGUUUAACAGUACCGGCACGAUUGAGCAACCUUCUGCCUCAUCUUAGCUACUUGAUGCGCCCUUUAGUAGUGGCUCUACGCGCAGGUUCUGAUCUCGUUGGUCAAGGUUUGCGAACUCUGGAACUAUGCGUGGACAAUCUCACGGCAGAUUACCUAGACCCAAUAAUGGCGCCAUUGAUCGGCUCCAAGAAGGAGAAAGCUUUUCCUGUCGAGAUAGGAAUCGACCUCGCAAUCGGAAAAUUGAUGGAGGUUCCGAAGGGUGCUGCUGCUAAAAAAUCAGAUCCUCAUUACAAGAAGCAAGCGCUUGCUAUGGUCAAAGCUCAGCUCAAGUUGCGACUGGGCGCAGAUAAUCUUCCGGAUGACUUUCCUCGUCUCGUAAGGCUCCAGGCACAAGAUCUUCUUUCUAAAAAAUCAGAUGCAGACCUAUCACUUUUCGAAACUCCUGUCAGAGAUCGGUCUGAAACUAAGAAGAUGCAACAAGAUGUCAUGCUGAAGAAACUUUUCAAGGCUUGCAUAUUCGCAGUAUCCCUUCCAGACUUCUCGGCAGAAGCUACCGCUCUCUUGUCCAACAUUUGUAAACACGUUACGAUUAUCGAAGUCGCUAGAUCAUUAGGUGACAUGAAAGUGAGAAUGAAGCCGUUUGAUGUCAAUGCAGGAGAAGGCCCUCCUUGCAUUGACAGCAAAGUUCUGGGGGAUGCCAUCGUCGAAUCUCUCGCUUCCGAUUUGCCUGCUGUGCGUGAUGCCGCCAAGUUUGCUGCCCAAGAGGUCUACGAUUCGACAUCGACCAUCUUUGGGUCCAAUCGCUUCAUUUACAGAUUGUCUUUUUUUAGCCAUUUGAGUAACGUCUUCUGUCACAGCUGCUAUCAGGAAGAGUGGUUCACCAAAACCGGUGGUAGUUUGGGUAUUAAUCUCAUGCUAACAAAAUUCGAUCUCGGUGAUAGCUGGAUGUUGGAAAAGCAAGUUGAGUAUACUAAAGCUCUCAUGCAUGUUGUCAAAGAUAUGCCCCCUGAUCUGCCAGCGAAGACUCGAAUUGCUGCUCAGAAUACACUGGAACUCCUUCUGAAGCGAUGCGCCGGCAAAUCUUCUAAAGCUGAUCUUCAACCUUCGUCACAGCCUGGCCAACCUUCACGACCAUCUAAGCUACUUCAACUGUGCAACUUUUUCAAUGCUGAGGUUUACCACAUGAAUGGUCAUGUUCGUGAAACCGCCAGGAAAUCCUUGGAGAUUAUCGCGAAGGAGAUUGGGGUUGAAGUGUACGAGCUUCUUGCCCACCAGCAGGAUCGAAUCUUGGCUCCCAUUUAUAACAAACCUCUCAGAGCUUUGCCAUUUGCAACCCAAAUUGGAUAUAUCGAUGCCGUCAAUUAUUAUAUGAGUCUGAAGAAUGACUUCCUUGCCUUUGAUGACACUUUGAACAGACUGCUUAUGGAGUGUUUGGCGUUAGCUGAUGCACCAGAUGAGUCGCUAGCGCCCAAACCCACCGAAUAUCGAACACAUGAGCAUAUUGUCACUCUCAGAGUCUCUUGCAUAAAGACCUUGACAACUGCCAUGGGAUUUGAUGACUUUCAAAAAGGUCCGGCUAGUCCUACUCGAACUAGGAUUCUUCCCAAGGAUCUCCUUCAAAACGGCCUCCGACCGGUAUUGGCUAAUCUUCAAGAUCCUAAACGGUUGACCACUCAUGGUCUCGAUGGGCUAGCACGAUUGCUUCAACUUCUGACAACAUAUUUCAAGGUUGAGAUUGGUGCCCGCCUGUUGGAACACAUUAGAAUACUUGCAGACCCAAACUCUUUUCAACGUAUCUCGUUCACUCUCGUAGAGCAAAACGAGCAGAUGAAGAUUAUUGCAGCCAGCUGCGGAGAUAUGGGUGCAGAAAACAGAGAGACCCGAUAUGCAGCCGUCAUUAAUGCCAUCAAUGUCAUGCACUCCAUCUGUAACUUCAAGGGAACCGAACUUUGGAUGGAUAAAAAAGAGAACUUAAUGUGGUUCAGGCUAGUUGGCAAGAACCUUGAGCAGCACCUACGCACUAAUACUCUUCCACAAAAUCUUCGACUGGCGGCAGAACAAGCAGGACAACAACUUAUGAUCAUCUUCACAAAGUUCCUGGAAUACAAUCCCCGUGACCUAGAUUCAUUCUUCAAUCUAAUCGAGUCGGUAACAGCUGAAGAUUUCAAGCCCAACCAGCCAAUCUUUGAUUUCAUUUACAAGUCUAUAAUCUGUAGCGAAUCGAUCGAAUAUCGCAAAGCUAUUGUCCUGCGAAGUCUGGAGAUCUACGUCGGUAAAUCUGCAACGCAGAGAAACAAAACAUUCCUCCUCCACAAUCUUGUCAAUCCAAUCAUCGCCAUGGACAUUAUGCGCAACUUUCAGCAGCCAUUAUCGGCCAAGAGUCCUCGACUCAUAGACAGGACGAUUAUCGAAUCGAUACAUACCAAAGUUUGGAAGGUCGGGCUGCCAGAUCCAAGUGAUGAUCUCACACAGCCAGGAAUCGAUCAUACUCGGAUGGAGGUGUUACAAUUGACAGCAAUGCUCGUGAAAUACAAUCAUUCCAUCCUUCAAGAAGCCAGGAAAGACAUCAUUAAGUUUGGUUGGGGCUACAUCAGGCUCGAGGAUGUCAUUAACAAGCAUGCGGCAUAUGUCGUCAUUGGAUAUUUUAUUGCACACUACGAAACACCUGCCAAGAUUGUCCAACAAGUAUACUUUUCUCUUCUCAAAACGAAUCAAAAUGAAGGACGGGCUUUGGUCACUCAAGCAUUGGAAUUAAUUGCGCCAGUCCUACCCAAACGUUGCAAUGCUGUACCUGGAGAUCGCAACCCCGUAUGGGCUGCUGCUCCACGCCGCAUACUCGCGGAGGAAGGCAACAAUGUACAGCAGAUGACAAGCAUUUUCAAUUUCCUUGUGAAACAUGCAGAUCUUUUUUACGAAUCUCGUGACAAGUUUAUCAAUCUCAUAAUUGGCUCCUUGCGAAAAAUUGCGUUGCCGCAAACAAAUCCAAAUCCGUCCAACGAGAGCAAAAAGUUGGCACUGCAUUUGAUGUCGUUGAUAUGGCAGUGGGAGGAGCGCCGCGUCCAGGGGAAGUCAGCUUCUCCAGAAAGGUCUCUGUCCGAAUCUCCAAAUACAAAGAAAAGAAAGCUCGACAGUCUCAACGAGGCUCAGACUUCCUCUCCGUCGCCAUCCAGACCUGGAGCUGCUUCUGCGAAUGAUAAGCCAGAGUAUCUGAUACCAUCUGUGAUGCGUGCAAAGAUGAUCAAGUAUCUUGUUGAAUUCAUUGCCUCGCUCAAUGAACGAUACCCUCUACCAUCUGCCCGAAGCCGAGAUACAGCAACGUCUCACGGACCAGCACAGCCAACUCCUUCUGUGGAAAUCUGCAAGAAAUCUUUGGCUUUACUUUGGAAUCUUUUACAGCCCCAGUACUGGGGUGAUCUUGACAUUGAUCUUUUCCCGAAUGUUACGAAAGAAGUCCUCGCAAGUGACAAAGCGACAGCGGCGCUUGCAAACGAACGCCCUGAUAAGGACAAGCCGGAUGACAAAUUUAUCACAAAUAUUGUCAAUACACUGCAAGUUGUUCGGAUUGUUGUCAACGUAAAGCCGGUCAAGUGGAUUCUUGAGAAAGUGCCAGAAAUCCAACAUAUUCUAGAGAAGGCACUUAAAUCCGAUAACCCAGAGAUUCAAGAUUGCUUGCAUGCUGGCAACGAGAAAAUCGACGAUGGACGGAAAUUGAGUCCUCUGCUCAAGCGUAUUUUAGAGGCAGUUCCCGAUGAUACCCCGAUGGAAGAUGCAGACGCAGAGUCGGAACCGGAAGCCUCAACUUCUGAGAUCAUAACUUUCCUAUCUGCUAUAGCUACAGAGACGCUCCAGGCUAAUAACUAUAUAUCUGGUCUCAACAUUCUCUGGACUCUAGCGCAGAGAAAAGCAUCGGAAAUGGAUCAGCAUAUCCAGCAAGUCAUGAAAGCUUUGCAGCAGAAAUUGGCGCGUGAGCAUGUAGGUCAUUACCAAGCAUUAGCGGGUCAAGGUACAAUUCCUCCCCCGAUACGAUCUGGUGAGGUUGAACCUGUUGGCAUCAUGACACCGUACGAUCUGGAGAUUCAAACUGGGCUUACUCUCAAAGCCAUUGACAUAAUAUCCUUACGCAUGGAUACUCUUGCUGACAAUCGCCGUCCAUUCCUGAGCGUCCUCGCAACUUUGGUAGAGAAGUCUUUGAGUAAUACAUUAUGUCUCAAAAUCUUGGAUAUGGUAGAAGGCUGGGUCUUCAAGUCAGAUGGCUCCUGGCCUACUUUGAAAGAGAAGACUGCUGUACUGCAUAAAAUGUUGACUUUUGAGCAGCGUACGGAUCAGACGUUGUUGAUGAAGUUCUUGGAACUCGUCAUCCGCAUUUAUGAAGAUCCGAAAAUUACGCGCACCGAACUGACAGUUCGCAUGGAGCAUGCUUUCUUAAUCGGCACAAGAGCACAAGACGUAGACAUGCGAAAUCGAUUCAUGGCUAUAUUUGACAGAAGUCAGUCCAAGACGGCAAGCACAAGGCUCAAUUAUGUCAUCAUUGGACAGAACUGGGAUACUCUCGCAGAUUCUUAUUGGCUAGCGCAAGCUUCUCAAUUGCUUUUAGGUGCUGUGGAUUCUAACCACUCCAUCCACUUGCAUUCGGAUGACUUCAAGGUGAUGCCUGCUUCAGUACUUUAUGAGACUUAUGCUAAAGACAAUCGAACUCCUACUUUGCCACAAGACAAUAGAUUUGACAGUCUCAUGGCAUCUCACAGACGCUUUGUUGCUGAACUAGGAGAUGUCAAAGUACGAGAUAUCGUUGAGCCUCUGAGCCAACUUCAACAUCUUGAUCCAAACAUGGCUCACGAGAUAUGGGUAGCUUUAUUCCCAAUAUACUGGAUUGCCACGCCAAAAGAUGAACGAAGCGAACUGGAACGAGGCAUGGUGACUCUACUCACGAGAGACUAUCAUUCGCGUCAAAUCGAUCGACGACCCAAUGUGGUGCAAUCUCUCCUGGAAGGUGCAGCUAAAGCAUGGCCCGAGUGUAAAUUACCACCCCACGUACUCAAGUUUCUGGCAAAGACCUACGAUGCUUGGUACACAGCCCUCGUACAACUUGAAAAAGCUGCUAUUAAACCUGAGAUUGAAAGCGAAUUGGUUCGGGAAAGCAAUCUCGAUGCCCUUGUUGAACUGUAUUCUGGGCUUCAGGAAGACGAUCUUUUCUACGGAACUUGGCGCCGCCGCUGUGCAUAUGUCGAGACUAAUGCUGCUCUCUCAUACGAACAGAACGGAAUGUGGGAUAAAGCUCAAACGAUGUAUGAGCAUGCUCAGAUUAAGGCACGAACAGGGGCACUUCCCUUUUCACAAGGAGAGUACAUACUAUGGGAAGAUCACUGGGUUUUAUGUGCCCAAAAACUUCAGCAGUGGGAAGUUCUUCAAGAUUUUGCGAAGCACGAGAAUUUCCCAGACUUGCUUCUUGAGAGUCAUUGGAGGCAAUUUGACAUUUGGCAAGAGGCUGAGAGUCGUGAAUCGCUAGACAACAUCAUAAAAGGUGUCAUGGAUGCGCCAACGCCAAGGAGAACAUUCUUCCAGGGUUUCAUGUCUUUGCUCAAGCUACACAAGAAGACUGAAACACAAGCAGAUUUCAACAAAGUCUGCGACGAAGCGAUCCAACUUUCAAUCCGCAAAUGGCACCAAUUGCCCAAACGCAUUACCAACGCUCACAUUCCACUGCUCCAAAAUUUCCAACAGCUUGUGGAACUACACGACGCUAGUGUUAUAUGUCAAAGCUUAUCGCAGACUACCGCUGCCAACCUCGAUGUCAAAUCGGGUGAACUGAAGCUUUUGUUGGGAACUUGGCGCGAUCGACUACCAAAUGUCUGGGACGACAUCACAGCUUGGCAAGACCUUGUCACAUGGAGACAGCAUAUUUUUGCUCUAAUCAACUCAACCUACUUGAACCUUCUUCCUCAGCAAGCUCCAAAUGCCAAUGGCGCAUCCUUCGCCUAUAGAGGUUACCAUGAAACUGCUUGGAUCAUCAAUAGAUUCGCACAUGUAGCCCGAAAGCAUAAUCUACCUGAGGUUUGCAUCAACCAACUAAGCCGGAUCUACACGUUACCAAACAUAGAGAUUCAGGAGGCUUUCCUCAAGCUCCGAGAGCAAGCAAAGUGUCACUACCAAAACCCUAACGAGCUGAACAAUGGUUUAGAUGUCAUCAAUAACACCAAUCUGAAUUACUUUGGCCCUACCCAAAAGGCCGAAUUCUAUACUUUGAAGGGAAUGUUCCAGGAAAAGCUCGGGUUACGUGAUGAAGCAUCCGAAGCUUAUGGAAUGGCAUUGUUUUUUGAGAUCAAGCUUCCAAAGGCCUGGGCUGAAUGGGGUUAUUUCAAUGAUCGCUUGUUCAAAGCGAAUCUAACUGACUACACGUUUGCCAGGAAUGCCUUAAGUUGUUACUUGGAAGCAGCCGGGUUGUUUAAGAAUGCGAAGUCUAGAAAACUCCUCACAAGAAUUCUCUGGUUAUUGAGCCUCGAUGAUGCUGAAGGUACACUUUCGAAACAAUUUGAUGAGUACAAAGGGGAAACACCGGUCUGGUAUUGGAUCACAUUCAUCCCUCAACUUCUCACGGGAUUGGGACACAAGGAAGCUGCCAAGGCACAUCUUAUUCUGUCUAAAAUCGCCAAACAGUACCCUCAAGCGUUGUUCUUCCAGCUUAGAACAAAUCGUGAAGAUAUGCUUGCUAUCAAGAAGACGCAGGAAAUGAAGGAGGCUAAGAACAAGAGAGCCCAGACUCAAGCCCAAAACCAGGCAUCGAACGGUAGCUCUAACCUCAAAACGGAAAUCGCCAACGGCGCAAGAUCUGAAAGUGCCUCCGCAUCACGGCCUGGGACUGCAAGUGCCGAAGCUGCUCCUUCGAUCAAAACAGAGCCUGGAGAAACGAACGGAAAUGCUGCCAGUACAAACAGCGCUCCUGUCAACGGGGCACCUGCUAAUGGCGCGGCGAGUGCUUCACAAGAUGUCACAACAUCCCAGGCACCCCAGAAGAGACCUCCUUGGGAGUACACCGAAGAAUUGCUAGGAACUUUGAAAACAGCUUUUCCAUUACUGGCACUUUCCAUGGAAGCAAUGGUUGAUUCUAUUCAAAAGAAUUUCAAAUGUCCACCUGACGAGGAUGCAUACAGAUUGAUAGUAGCCUUACUCAAUGACGGGCUUUCUUAUGUUAGCCGUACCCCAUCUUCGUAUGCUAAGGACACUAGACUGCCGCCAGCGACAGAAGCAAACAUCACUCGCUUUGCAGAAACUAUUCUCCCCCCUCACAUUAGAACUUCGUUUGAACAGGAUUUCGUUAGACACAAACCUACAAUGUUCGAGUAUAUUCACAAGCUUAGAAUAUGGAGAGAUAAGUUUGAAGAGAAACUGGAUCGUCGCACCCUGACAAUGCCACUUGAAGGGUACAACUCUUACCUUAUCGAUUUCCGUUUCCAAAAACUCGAUGAGAUAGAAGUCCCAGGGCAAUAUCUUCUCCAUAAAGACAAGAACCAAGACUUCGUUCGCAUUGAACGAUUCAUGCCUGAUGUGGAUCUCGUGCGUGCAAUUGGGGUCUGCCAUCGUCGUAUUAGGAUUCGUGGCCAUGAUGGAAGUCUGCAUCCUUUUGCUAUACAGCAUCCUGCGGCACGACAUUGUAGAAGGGAAGAACGCAUUUUGCAGUUGUUCAGGCAUUUCAAUGGUAGCUUAAGCAAACGAAAGGAAAGCAGAAGACGUAAUCUGAACUUCCAUCUACCGUUGAUGAUUCCUCUUGCACCCCAUAUCAGAAUGGUGCAAGACGAUCCAACCUAUAUCUCAUUACAGGGAGUGUACGACGAUCACUGCAGGAGAAAUGGAGUUACUAAAGACGCGCCAAUUGUGUUCAAUAUGGAAAAGCAAAAACUCUUAUUCGAUCAAAAACAAAAGACAUCUAUCGAACAUUCUGCCACGGCAAAACUCGAGACUUUUGCUGCUAUUCAAGAACGAUAUGUUGGCCCAUCACUUGUUCUUGGAUAUUUUACGAAAACCUACCCAUCGUUCUCCGAAUUCUGGCUAUUCCGAAGACAGUUCUCUUAUCAAUAUGCAGCUCUUACAUUUAUGACGUAUAUUCUACAUAUGCAUAAUCGUUAUCCUCAUAAGAUCACAAUUUCACGUGCCACAGGAAACAUUUGGGGAUCUGAAUUGAUGUCGUGUAUGGCAGCAGGCAAAGCACUUUUCCACAACCCUGAGCCUGUACCAUUCCGUCUCACUCCCAACAUUCAGACACUUAUGGGACCAUUGGCUACUGAGGGUAUUUACAGUUGUGCCAUCAUGGCUAUUGCGCGAUGCCUCACUGAACCUGGGUUUGAACUCGAACAGCAACUCUGUCUUUUCGUACGCGACGAAAUGAUAUUCUGGUUCACGAGCAGCCAUAGAACUACCACCAAAGACACUGAUUUGAGGGAUGCUGUUCAGAUAAAUAGUGAUAUGAUCGUUAAGAGGGCAUUGAGCAUAGCUAAGUCGCCAGAAGGUGCGUUACCUGCUAACCAGACGGUUAUUGACUUGAUUGCCAAGGCAGUCAAUCCUAUGAACCUUGCGCAAUGUGACGCUCUAUGGAUGCCAUAUCUAUAA
Molecule: messenger RNA, 10641 nt
Organism: Botrytis sinoallii
Lineage: Eukaryota; Fungi; Ascomycota; Leotiomycetes; Helotiales; Sclerotiniaceae
Exons: 10
Coding region: 1-10641 (3546 amino acids)
Biological process (GO): DNA repair; regulation of DNA-templated transcription
Cellular component (GO): NuA4 histone acetyltransferase complex; nucleus; SAGA complex
Molecular function (GO): transcription coregulator activity; protein binding
Source: RefSeq, a predicted model, not a curated record